AUGUCUGUCCUGCAUGCCCAUCUCCGGCCUUCGUUGCACAAACACCACAAGAGAGACUUGCGCGAUAACAGCGUCAACCUAGUGCUUGUUGCGUGCGGUUGCACUCUGCUGCUGCUCUCGAUCUUCCUGCUCUUCUACCGGGCCCAACGGCGCAGCAGGGCCGCCGCACCCGGCCAGCUGCUACACCAGAACUUCCGACUCCAGAGCCAGAACAUGCCACAGCAUUUUGACGGCGUGGCCGCUGCUCCAGCUUAUCCUGUACAGAAUAUUCCACCGGCCCAUCUAGGCCAGCAACAUGACAGGGACCGCCAUUUCGAUACUCCAGCUCCCCCGUACUACCCGCGAGAGCAGGGUGCACCAAAGCUAGACCAGCCGCUUGCUUCCUCGUCUUCACCUCCUCCGCGGCCACAGUCGCCUCCACCAGGCUACAUACAGUCAACUGCGUCGAAUCAUCAGCCUGGCCAGCAAACGGAUCUAAACCAAACAUCAAGUCAAUCAAUAGCCACAUCACAGCCCUCACGAACGUACACAUAG
Molecule: messenger RNA, 534 nt
Organism: Trichophyton rubrum CBS 118892
Lineage: Eukaryota; Fungi; Ascomycota; Eurotiomycetes; Onygenales; Arthrodermataceae
Exons: 1
Coding region: 1-534 (177 amino acids)
Source: RefSeq, a predicted model, not a curated record